GUUGAUUUCAGAAAAAAGUUCGUUUCACGAAAAGCUACAAAGUUUCUUUGAAUGAUUGUAUCUUCCGGAUACAAAUAAACCCCCUAAAUGAUUUUUCAAUGAACAUUGCAAACUUACUGCGCUAGCCCUGAUAUAAGAAAGAAAAACAGAUUUCGUUUGAAGGAAAAUACUACCAAUUUUAUUUCAGUGAUUUAAUCAUCCGGAUCAAACUUCAUCCCGCUGGUAUAUUCGCCACUCACUAAUCUUAUGUUUGUUCUGUGGAGAGGACUUCGACGAUUAUCACAAUAAUACGUUGGACAAAUGAUGAUAGCUCGGUUGGGGAGGACUUGAAGCCAUAAGGUGUUUGGAUUACUGGCGUACUGAUAGUGGGCAUAAUAAAGUGGAGAAUCAUCGCCAUGCCUGGGGAACAGCUGACCUGUGUGUGGCAAACUGCGUUUGCGAAGGGUCUUCAUAACAAGAGCGGAGACAUACCAAAGGAAUCCAUCAAAGAAAUAGUUUUAGCAUUAGCAAAUCUGGAAUCCGUUCAUUAUUCUGAAAGAACAUUCCAAGAAGUUUUUAAAAGUUCUGGUGUCAUAAAUUUCACAUCGUUUAAGCGAUACGUUGAUAAUCAUCUAAGGGAAAAGGGAUAUCCGCUUCAUGUUGUUUUCGAUGAAAUAGAAGGAAAAUGUUGGGAGCUUUGCCAGCCAUAUUACAAAACGUCUCUCAACAAAGAGGACACUCGAAAACUUUGGAUGAUAUCAAACCGGCUUGUAGACGAGAAUUCGUAUCCACCUGCCAUCUGUCAGCGGGAGGGGAACUGGUUCAUGGAAAAAAUGUUCACAGCCAUUGGCAAGAUGUGGAAAUGCAGCGAAUGCUUCAAAACCGAUGGAGCAACAUUUCAAGAUCUCGCUGAUAUAAUCGAAGAUACAGUUUUACAUGAGACAUCUCAGGACAAACUGCAGAAGAGCAUGACUUCUUUGUAUACUAGUAUUGUCACAGAAGUAAUGAAGUCCGGGUGGGUCUAUAAACGCACCAGGAAGCAAGCCAACUGGACCAACUGGGUCCACAGAUGGUGCAUCCUUACACCAAAUAAAAUUAUUUACUGCAAGGAGGAAACCUCUUCACCAACGUCAAGUCAAACAAAAGGAGAACUCUUGAUAACAAAGCACACACAAUUACUCGGUCUGAAUGACUACAAUAGUCUUCUUCACAAACUGAAGGGUCGAUUCAUUGUAUCAAAUAAACCUGUUAUUGAUAUGGAAAUUUCUGUUGGUAGUGCUGAAGAAAAGGUGUCGUGGCUGUCGGCCCUUGAAGAAUCCAUUAAGUGCUGCACAGAAAAGCACACACCUAUUCAAAAGUUAUUAAAUGAGCGCCGGAGUCAUGAAAAGAAACACGAGAAUGGCCAGACCCAGAAUCCAUCUAUUCCAUCUACAACCCCAAAAAUGACGAACGAAAAGGUGAAAGCGGUUCACUACGAUGACGACAAAACCAAAAAGGAAAUGUUGAAGCCAGAAAACAUUAUACAUGCAAACACGGAGAAAAUGAAAGCCAUGUUUAUGAAGAUGGACAAAGACGGGAACGGACAAAUCGACAGAGAAGAGUUUGCAGCAUUUCUUCAAAGUAUUGGCCUUCAGAUGUCAAAACAAGAAGCUAAUUUGGUUUACAAAAGUGUCGACACAGACGGCAAUGGACAUGUGUCGUUUGACGAGUUUCAGUUAUAUUUUAACAAACACAUCAUGGACGAAACCUGCUCUGCAGAGUGCGUCAACGCUAUGAGAACGGCUUUCAUGGAAGCAGAUAGAGAUGGCUCGGGAACUCUAAGUUUCCGAGAAUUAACAGAGUACAUAUGGGACAAAAAAAGAUCAAUCAGAAUGUCGAAAGUAAUGAAGGUGUUUUCCGAAGCAACAAAAGCAGGUUCAGAUGAAAUCUCAUUCACGGAUUUUCAGCAAGUCAUUCAAAAUGGAGCAUCUGAUCUAAUGAUGCCAAUAAUAGAAGAAUCAAUGAAAGAAGAUGAAACAUCCGAUGUUUUCCGAGAUCAGCUGAAACACGCUUACGAUGAUACAGAAGCAAAGGAGUUAGCUUCUUACAUUCGAGAAAGAUGGAACAAGUUUGCAACGUUUCGACGUGCAGGGAAUACUGGUUCUGUAGUCAUGACAGGUGGACACGGAAUGGUGGCAGAUUUCCUUCCAGGAGAAUACAAUCUGGUAGAUCUUGCAUGUUUCAGCGACCUUCCGCCACUGGUUCCCAAACACACCAUAGCGAAAGGAGUGAAAUGGGUCUCAAGCUCUGUGUCUGGAAAAUCUGGAAAAGCAAUUUUUCCGAAGAAUUUUGAUGGAAAGAUUGUGACCGAUCUUGCAACAAAUGAACUUCUCCGGUACUACGGCUGUAGUUUCGCUGAUACACAACAAGAAAAGGUUUCCCUGCUAUAUCGACAUGGUAUCCAGGAUUUCACAUACGAAAACGGAUAUCUGGAAAAGUACGUUACAUCUGCAAAUGGCGGCGCAGGGAUUGAAAAACACGAUUUUUCACACCUGGAUUGUCCUUUGGUCCCAAAUUCAGGGACUUUUAUAUUAGGGAAGUUUACGGAUGACGAUGAGAUUCAUAUCACUGGAUUCAAAAUCCCAGUGAGGCACACUCUUUAUAUACCAGGUGGAACAAUCCACUGCAACGACUAUUUGUCAGGAACGUGGAGGACGAUGUUGUCCGACGAAACGGAAAUUGAUCACGUGCAUCUUACUAGAGUGUUAAGCACCGAGAAUGGCGGGAAAUACGAGCAGUUCCAGUUUCAGUUCGAUUGAAAAUAAACUGAGUUGUCUGGUUAUCAUUUCAUUCUGUACAGUUGGAUUCGAACGAAAGGAAAUUAGGACCCGCUUUAUUUUGAAACACGUUUUUGUAUCUCUAUUACUUCAUGUGAACAGUUUAUGCUUGUUGUGUCAAAUGAUGUCUACUUUUAUUAAACUGUUUUGAGAAAUAGUUACUUUGUAUUCAUGUGUACGAACUGUCAUUUGUGUUUUGGAAAUUAUUAUUCUAGAGAUCCUAAGAAACAUCCCUGUAUUUUCGAUUAGUAAACUUCUUAGUUGUGUUCAUGUAGUAAUGUUUAUCCCAUUUAGACAUGUACGUGUGCGUUAUAAUGUAUAUACUUAGAUAUCAUGUUAUUCAUAUAUAUGUUUUUGUUGUAAUGUCCAGUGUGUGUUUUAACAUUCGAAUCAAAUACCAUAAUGGCAUUUUUUGGUAUUAAAUAUCAAACAACCAAUACCUGAAAACAUAAACGAUCUGAUUUCUUUUUGGAAUAAUGAAAUUACUUCUGAAAAGGAUAUUGCCCAAAUUAGAUUUAAAGCAACACAUGAAUCGCUUAUUCACAUAUUAUAGCAGACUCUUUAAUAAACAAUUUACCUGGCGAUAUGCACCUAACCUUUACGGUAUACUCUUUCAAGUAAAAAAGCAAGAAAUAUUGAUUUAACAUACAGUCAGAUUAGACAAUAAUCGUACGCACCAUAAUAGCAUUAUGCAUACGGCCUCAAGUUUGACUAUAUGUUUGUUUGUUAAAUUGAUACUGAUAUGGCUGUCAAAUUCAAAUAGGCAUGAUUUAUAUUUAUCCUUUUCACUGAACGAGACGACUCUGAAUAAGAUUUAUCAACAGUUACUAUGCAAAUUCCAAUGUAUGUAUUGUAUUCAUUUAUUGUUUACUUAUCUUGUAUUUUUUCAUAGAUGGCCGAAUUGUAAAUGAGAUGUGUUGGUAUUAUACUUGAGUCCUAAGGCGUUACCAUCUGAAAGUAAAAUGCUUUUAUUUGCAUUAUUAUUAUAAUCAUGUCGUAGUAGUAGUAGUUUUCAAUAUUGAAAUUAUUGUUUUCUAAUUGUGAUUUUUCUGCAGGCAUACAUGUAUAUCUUUGUGUCUAUAUUGUUUUAAACUUCAAGUGAUUUGUACCCUAAGGUUUACGGCAUUAGUACUACAAUUAGAAAAUAGUAUACAGUCUGUUAAUUGGAUGUUGACCGAUUUUGUUUAUAUAUAUAAAUAUAUAACACCAUAAGGAGUAAGCAAAAUAUGAUGCGAAAUGAAAAAUAGAUUUGAUGAUUUGGAAAAGAACGCCCGGUCAACGCGCCACGAUCAUUCGUCCUAGAUGGCGCUAACGUAAUGCAUGAGUUUGAUCACCAGAAUAGUGAAGGUUGAAGCAGAUAUCAAAUUUAACUUGAAGUGAUUUCACAGUAUGUAGAUUGUGUAUUCAUAUAUACAUAUAUACAGAAUCGUUGCAUACGUAAAUCAUUUAGGAGAAGUAUUGAAAAUAGCCUUAUUCAAGAUUGAAACAACUGAGUAUGCCUCUAUUUAUUGUGUCUUUAUAAAACACAUGCAUUUUGAUUAAUGUAUCUCUCUCCUUCAGUAACAUUGGCACGUGUGUGGCUUAAGUUUGCCAUUGUAUUUGUACUUGUAUGCAGACUGGAUGUAAAAAUAAACGUGUUUUGAGUUGA
Messenger RNA from Mya arenaria, 4443 nucleotides. RefSeq lists its product as uncharacterized. Gene Ontology annotation, molecular function: calcium ion binding. NCBI's taxonomy places the organism in Eukaryota, Metazoa, Mollusca, Bivalvia, Myida, Myidae. The record is from RefSeq and is a predicted model, not a curated record. The coding region runs from base 396 to 2777 and encodes 793 amino acids. The transcript has 3 exons.